AUGCUGGUUGUGUUCUUGAGUGUGGUUGAGGUGCCGCUGUCGAGAUCGGUGGAGAAGAGACCUUCAUUUUUUAUUUCCACUAUGACGGAGACCUCUUUGAUUACAAGGCUUACUCUCAUUUUCUACACUCUGUGGACUCUUUCUUGCUUUCGCGUGAUAGAGACCAACCCCUGCAUAGAUUUCGCCUCAGAUCUGACUCUACCUAUGGUCAUCCUCUACAACACUUUUGUAGUUCUCAACUUGAAUUUCAUACAAGUGGAAAAUACUUUCUCUGUUGACUUGCCCUUGCUUAAGAUCUUGCAUUUGAAUAAUAUUUCUUCACCCGAAGGUCCAGAUCUUUCACAGCUUCUCUUUGGGUGUCCUAAUAUUGAGGACUUGGAAGUCAAAGGUUCCUUUCUACAACUAAAGGGAAGUUUAUCAGAUUGCCCAAAUUGGUUAGAGCCAAAAUAUCAACAAAUCCUGGAUUUUGACUUUCAGAAUUUAGUUCGACUUGAAUUGAUUUUACAGCUUAGCAAGGAUUGGCUUGGGGUCUUGGAAGUGCUUGAGCAUUGUCCCAAACUUCAAACCCUUCUCGUUCGCAUUUAUAAGGUUUAAUGAUUUAAGCUUUUCAAUUAUGAUUUUUUUUUUAUCUUUUCUUCAAACAUUAGUGUUAAUUUAAUUUUUUUUAUUGUUGUUAUCAGAGCAGUUUUGAUACAUUUUUGGCAGGCCAAGAAGAAGUAAUUUGGCCAUUCCCACAAUCUGUUCCUGCUUGCA
Molecule: messenger RNA, 753 nt
Organism: Vigna umbellata (rice bean)
Lineage: Eukaryota; Viridiplantae; Streptophyta; Magnoliopsida; Fabales; Fabaceae
Source: RefSeq, a predicted model, not a curated record